This is a messenger RNA of Magallana angulata, 945 nucleotides long. RefSeq lists its product as uncharacterized. The record is from RefSeq and is a predicted model, not a curated record. The transcript is spliced from 9 exons. Bases 119 to 856 code for a protein of 245 amino acids. NCBI's taxonomy places the organism in Eukaryota, Metazoa, Mollusca, Bivalvia, Ostreida, Ostreidae.
AGAUAGAAGAAAACGGUCCAAAUUAAGGAUAGAGCUUUCACGAGUAUAUAUCUAACUUACAAGAAGACUUCAACACCUGAACAACUACGAUACUUUUAUUUCUUAAAACAACAAGAACAUGAAUCCAAAAGUUGAAAUUAGUAUAUAUUUACUUGGAGCAUUUGUUAUUAUAUGUUCAGUGGGCAUCUCCGAGGCUAGCCAGAAAUGUAUGUAUUGUAACAGGGCCGCUAACAUCAGUGACUGUGCCACUAACCUCAUCGAGUGCUCAGACGCCGAGGAAUGCUAUUUGGAGAAAAUCACAACUCAAGAAUUAAAGACAGCAUACGUUGCUGGCUGUCGUUCAAAAACGGUUUGCGCUCUAAUGGCAUCUUUGGGCAGUGGAAGAAAAAGGAGUGAUUAUACAAACUGCGUAGAAUGUUGUAAUUCAGCCCCAACACAGGAACACGGACCAUGCAAUGCCAAUCUCUGUGGUGAAACUGGCCUGUCCAAAGCUGGAUGCCUGGUGUGUGAUGAUCUAGUCCGAUCAGCACAGGGAGGCUGUACUAACAGACAAGUGUGUCAAGAUACCCAGGUCUGUGCCAAUGCUGUCCACAUUGUUGGUGGUGAUAUCUUAUACAGAUAUUAUUGUGAGGAAAGACAUAUUUGUGCCAUUGCUUUGGCAAACAAUGUUGAUGGACAUAUCAUAGGAGAAGUGGUAAAGCGUGUUAAUAACGCUGAGAACCAAGGGCUCAUCGUCUGCUCUGCCUGUUGCUAUGGAAACGACUGUAAUCAAGAAGGGUGCUUCGAUUUGAAGAAAAAAAAUAUCACAAUUGACAUGCUAGGAACCAACCCCCCUCCCCCUCCCACUGCUGGAUAAAGAUAAAACUCUUUUAUUUAUUGUUUUCAUAAUUAUGCUCUUGAUACAAAUAUCUGGUUAUGUCAAUAAAUGUUAUUUUUUGAAAGAAA